Messenger RNA from Bursaphelenchus okinawaensis, 1274 nucleotides. NCBI's taxonomy places the organism in Eukaryota, Metazoa, Nematoda, Chromadorea, Rhabditida, Aphelenchoididae. The record is from the annotation of a GenBank genome assembly.
AUGGAGAAGAUUAACAAGGAAGCGCUGAUCAAAACGUCACGCGAUGGAUUUUUUCGACGCGUGAUUGUUUUUGAAUUAUGAAUAUUAUUGUGAAGAUAAACUUAUUUUUUCAUAUUAACUGUUUAAUGAUUUAAAAGUAUCAAUAAAUUGUUUAAAAUCGGCUUUUUAUUAUUAUUUAUAACGUUUUUUUUUUAUUAUAAAAAUGCUAACAUAAUGUGUAGAUUGAUUAAAUUUAUCUUUUCAGCUACAUUUUAACACUAUGGCCGCCAGCGAUUUGGUAUUGGAGUCGUGGGAGGAUUUGGACGAGACAGCGGAGAAUGGUUCAUCUGGAGCCAUGGAGAAGGUGAGUUUGUUGUUUAUAUUAUCAUUAUUUGAUUUUUAGUUAAAUGCGGCCCUGGAGCACUUGAAAGUCUCCAAAUCGACAAAGCCAGCUAAGGACCCUUUUGUCGAGAUGAAGAAGAAGACUGAGCCUAAGAAGACGAUUGUAACAUCGUCGAAAACAUCAGAUUUGGGGUCUAGUGGAGAUGAAAAGGCUGAUAAUAAUAAAUAUGAUGGUAUGUUAUGUAGUCUUUAGUGCUUUCCGAUGCUGUAUAUUGAUGUUUUUGUAAUCUUAUUUUUGUUAUGUUUAAAAAAGACAUUUUAUAUUCUACUGUCGCUCUUAUAUAUAAGUAGGUUGCCUACUGUAACAUAAAGGUCAAUUUAUAGAAAAAAACAAAGGAUAAAACAGCUAGUAAAUUUAUUUUUUAGGUUUGCGGCAUAUUGUUAUAGUAAAAGGAAAUCCAAUCGACCAUGAUGCUUUAAUGCAUCGGAUUAAUGGCGAUUUUGGUCGUAGCGUGAGGAUGGAGAAGGUGGAUGACAAAUGUGCCCUUUUGGUGUUUCAUAACACUUUAAACGGUAAGUACUUAAUCUUUUUACAUUGUUUUCUAUGUUGUCUGUAUCAUACUUCAAAUUUCUGUUAAUUUCAUGACUAAUUUUAUCUAAUUUCAGCCCGACAUUGUCUUAGGUCAUCGAGCAAGUAUGCUCCAAUGAAAUUGUACCUAAUUGAUGAGCCACAAGUAGAAGAACACGUGCAAUAUUGCACGAAACACAAAUCGGAUCUAAGGCCAGUCAAGUCAGCGGUCAGACCAGCGACGAAUGUCAGUGUAAUUAGGCAGGCCGUGUCGAGACAUCUUAAUGUUCGGGUACCGGUCUCGGCCGAACAAAAAACGGCGGAAACGCAACAAUUAAGAGAUGCAAAAGAGAAGAAACGGGCAAUCAAAGCAAUGUGGGACUAA